This is a messenger RNA of Mercenaria mercenaria, 2076 nucleotides long. RefSeq lists its product as uncharacterized. Lineage: Eukaryota; Metazoa; Mollusca; Bivalvia; Venerida; Veneridae. The transcript has a single exon. Bases 1 to 2076 code for a protein of 691 amino acids. The record is from RefSeq and is a predicted model, not a curated record.
AUGCCGAAUUUAUGUUUGGUGGAAAAGAAAACCGAGGAAUCAAAAUGCAAUUAUCUAAUGCUGUGGGUAGGGGAAAAAGGACGGCAGAUAUUCUCAACAUGGAACAUUGACGCAGAAGCAAAGAAGUUAUUGCAAACAUAUUAUGAUGGUUUCGCAAACUACUGUGCACCAAAGUCAAACCACAUAUACAGCAGAUACAAGUUUAAAUCGCGAAUUCAGCAAGAAGGAGAAGUCUUUGAACAAUUUGUAACAGAACUGAAAAUCUUUAUUAAGGACUGUGGCUAUCCAGACACAAUCAUUGACGAAAUGAUCAGAGAUCACAUAGUGUUUGGAAUACGCUCGCACAAGAUUCGAGAAAAACUCAUAAGCGAAGGAUCGGGACUGACACUUGAAAAGUGCACGGAUAUAGCACGGACUUAUGAGUUGAGUCAAACUCAGGUCAAGGACAUUAAUUGUCAAUCACAGUCAGUGAAUGCAGUCGAACGAAACCCAAUGUACAGGGCAGCGCAGAAGAAAACACGGAGUACAAUGCAACAGACUUAUUCCAGAAACCCCCAAGAUCGCCAACAGAGACCAUUUCAAGGGAAACAACAAGGUGGACAAUAUGAUACACAUAGGACUAGCAAUUUCUGUGAUAAUUGUGAGAAUUCAAAGCGUGGAUAUAAUGACAUGUGUCCCGCUAAAGGGAAAUUUUGUGAUUAUUGUACAAAACCCAAUCAUUUUGCCAAAGUAUGCAGACGAAGAAAGCUUGACAACAACAAAAUCAAUGAGGUAACACAUUUUGAUACUACAUCUGAUCUUGAAUAUUCCUCCCUUGACACCCCUUCCCAUGAUGAUGAAUUCUAUGUCAAUACAGUGGAGCAUGAUCAUAUCACAAAUCAAGCAUUUGCCACAAUCACAAUUGGUUCAACACCAAUUUCCAUGAAAAUUAAUAGCGGUGCACAGGUAAACUGCCUUCCAAGGUCCGUUUAUGCAUCUCUUAAGAUUGCAGGCCCACUAACGCCUAAUCAGAAGCGUUUAACAGGCUAUGACGGAAAGCCGUUAAAGGUAGAUGGUAUCAUCAAAUUGCCAUUAAAAUACAAUGGGCAAACAUUUUAUGAGGAGUUCUAUAUAGUAGGUUCCAGGUCACAACCCAUAAUAGGUUUACAAACAUGUUUGAAACUUAAUGUCAUGAAGUUGGUCCUAGCUGUGGGCUCAGACUCACAUCCAACAAAAGAGUCAGUACUAGGUCAAUACCCUGAUAUAUUUCAAGGUAUAGGGCAACUACCUGGUGAAUGUCAAAUACAUUUACGCGAGGAUGCAACUCCAGUUAUACAUCCUCCACGAAAAGUGCCCAUAGCAAUUAAGGACACGCUCAAGGCAGAGCUCGACCAUAUGGAAUCCCAGGACAUAAUCGCUAAGGUCACAGAGCCAACUGAAUGGGUUAACAGUCUUGUCACUGUUGAAAAAUCUAAUGGAUCUCUAAGAAUCUGCUUAGACCCGAAAGACCUGAACAAUGCCAUUAAGAGACCACACUACCCAAACAAGACUCUUGAGGACAUACUUCCUGAAUUGUCACAUGCUACAGUGUUCUCUAAAUUUGACGCUCGUAGUUGUUACUGGUCCAUAAAACUUACAGAGGAGUCUUCAUACCUUACAUGCUUUAACACGCCAUUUCAAAGAUAUCGUUUUCUACGGUUACCCUUUGGAGUUUCAUGUGCAAAUGAUUUGUUUCAAUCAAAAAUUGACCAGUGCCUUGAAAAUCUGCCAGGUGUAACGACAAUUGUUGAUGAUAUUGUGGUUUAUGGUAAAGACCACACUGAACACAACACAAAUAUCCACAUGUUCAUGCAAAGAUGUCGAGAAAUGGCCAUCAAACUAAACCCAGAUAAGACAGAGAUAGGGAAAAGUGAAAUACCUUUUUUCGGUCACCUUCUCACAUCUAAAGGUUUAAAAAUGGACCCAUCCAAAGUUAAAGCUAUUGAACAGAUGCCUUCACCCACAACAAAGUCAGAACUUCAAACAGUACUUGGGAUGAUAACAUAUCUGCAAAGAUUUGCACCUAACCUAUCAGAAAUAACUACCCCUUUAAGAUAA